AUGACCCGACAAUUCCAAUCAAACCUCCGGGUCUCCAUGUCGAGCCUCCGCUCUCAAUUGCCCAUCACGCAAGCUGAGCCCCAUUAUCAACCUCAAUCCACAGAAGAGACCAGAAGACGUGAAGACUCUCCACCCUCCUCCAUCUCCCCGGAGUCCUACGCUCAGCCUUUUUGCGAUUUCAUGACCUCCAAUCCCACCAUCUUCCAUGCCGUCGCCAGCUUCUGCUCCCAGCUCGAAGCCCAUGGCUUCAAGGCCUUGUCGGAACGUGACGUCUGGUCGUCUACGCUCAAGCCCGGCGGGAAAUACUUCUGCACUCGCAAUGGCAGCUCUUUAGUUGCCUUCACCAUCGGAUCAGACUACAAGCCUGGUAACGGGUUUGCAAUUGUCGGGGGACACGCGGAUGCCCUGUGCGCGAAACUGAAGCCGGUUUCCAAAUUGCAAACCAAGGCUGGGUAUGUGCAGUUAGGCGUUGCUCCUUAUGCUGGCUCAUUGAGCUCUACGUGGUGGGAUCGUGACUUGGGUAUUGGCGGACGGGUGCUGGUUCGCGAUCUGGAUACAGGUACCAUUGAAUCAAAGCUAGUAAAACUGGAUUGGGCCAUUGCGAGGAUCCCAAGUCUCGCGGUGCAUUUUGGACCACAGUCUCGAGGACCAUUUAACAAGGAGACGCAGAUGGUGCCGAUUAUUGCUCUGGACAAUUCGGAUCUUUUCGAGAAUCAAGAGACUGCUGUCAAGGAAGAUAUAGAGAUUAAGCAAGGUACAUAUGCCGCUACCCAGCCACCCAGAUUGGUCAAGGUUAUUGCGGAGCAGCUGGGUGUUUCUGAUUUGAGUACCAUUGUCAACUGGGAGCUUGAGCUGUUUGAUAUCCAACCUGCUCAGAUUGGUGGCUUGGAUAAGGAGUUCAUCUUUGCAGGGCGUAUUGAUGAUAAGCUUUGCUGCUACAGUGCGCAAGAAGCCCUCUUGGCAUCGUCCGACAACAUGUCUACUGGUGUUGUCAAGAUGGUAGGCAUGUUUGAUUCAGAGGAAAUCGGCAGUCUGCUUCGGCAGGGCGCCCGUUCGAACUUCAUGAGCAGCAUCAUAGAGCGGAUUGUAGAGACCUUCUCACCAUCGUACGGUCCCAACAUUCUUUCGCAAACAGUUGCAAACAGCUUUUUCUUAUCUUCUGAUGUUACCCACGCUGUGAACCCCAAUUUCCUCAACGUCUACAUGGAAGGCCACUCUCCAAGAUUGAACGUCGGUGUAGCUGUUUCCGCGGAUCCCAACGGACACAUGGCUACAGACAGCAUUAGCGCAGCUAUCUUACAACGUGUUGCAGAAAAAUGCGGUUCUGCACUUCAGAUUUUCCAGAUUCGCAACGAUGGCGUAAGUGGCGGAACUAUUGGUCCGAUGACUAGUGCUCGGAUUGGGAUGAGAGCGAUUGAUGCUGGUAUUGUUCAGCUGAGCAUGCAUAGCAUCCGUGCGAUGACUGGUAACAUGGAUCCUGGUUUGGGGGUUAAGCUGUUUAAAGGAUUUUUUGAUUAUUUUGAGGAAGUGGAUCACGAAUUCCGAGGUUGUUAG
This is a messenger RNA of Paracoccidioides brasiliensis Pb18, 1554 nucleotides long. RefSeq lists its product as uncharacterized. The transcript has a single exon. Gene Ontology annotation, cellular component: fungal-type vacuole. Gene Ontology annotation, biological process: proteolysis. The record is from RefSeq and is a predicted model, not a curated record. The coding region runs from base 1 to 1554 and encodes 517 amino acids. Gene Ontology annotation, molecular function: zinc ion binding; metalloaminopeptidase activity.